AUGAUCACUAGAAUGAUUUCCACUCAUUCUCAAGAACUCGAAGACCUCUAUGACGCCAAAAUCAACGCGCAUUUCGCCGAUAUACGUCUUCUGCGCGAACAACGCAACGCGGACUGUAGCAAGACGAGAAACCUACCUCCAGAGAUACUAUCGACGAUAUUCGGCAUCUUGCAUAGCGAGAUAACACAAUACUCUUACCAGGAGUGGAUUGUGGUCACCCAUGUCUGUAGCACUUGGCGCAAUAUCGCACUGGACGACCCUUCGCUGUGGAGCGAUAUCACUGUUGUACCCACCAAUUGGAUUCCGGAAGCCUUCGCGAGGUCCAAAGCAGCUCCAUUAACCUUGGGGCAGGGUGGCUUUUACGAUAGAGGAAAGACACUCGACUUCAUUUACAAGCACGUAGCCGAGCACCCCGAGCGAAUCAAAAGGUUGUACAUCCAUGGCGAGGAGGACUUCAUCAACACCCUUACCAAGCCCGCUCCCUUCCUGGAACACGUCGAUAUCUCUCCGGAUAUGGAAUUUCCCCCAGACUUCCUCGGUGGAGUUGCACCCCGCCUAAAGUCUGUUUCUUGCCAGAGUCUGCCCCUUGAAGCCACUUGGCUCGCAAAUCUGACAAGGUUAGAGUGUUUCCAAGUGCAUCUUGGAGCGGUCUAUAUGUCGAACUUAAUCUCGCUUGAACUUGGCUAUGAUUGGGUUGCUCUGGAUGCAGCGGGCGGAGUCAUCCACUGCGUAGACAUCGACCUCCUGCUCUCAGCAUUGCAGAAUAUGCCGUUACUGCAGCAGUUGUGCCUCACUCUCCCCAGGAAUAUGAGCAAUGCUCCCAGCAACCGUUCGGCACCAAUACACCACCAUCACCUACGUGAUAUCACUGUUCACCUUCGCAAACCGAAGUCAGCCGUCAUAUUCAAUCAUCUCAGAGUGGAUAGCAUUGAAAGGCUGGAAAUAACUUGCCCAAUCGAUUUCAAAGACACGGCCAUGAUCGAGCCCGUGUGCCGCUUCUUCAACAUGUGCUACCAUGGUAGUAACUUAUCAUACUAUUUACUUCAGGACGGGCGUGAUUUGGAGAUGCAUCAGUUCGUAGGCUCUAUCCACACACCUGUCCUACUCUUCAAAUGCCUUCGACCAACUGAUCUGGUGAGCGUGGUAAAUCUACUCCCUCGCUGCGUGCCCCGUAUCCUCGCUAUGCAUCGAAAACUCCCUCCCAAGUUUCCUCUCGCCGAUUGCGACACUAUUGAAGAACUUCAACUUCAGAUCAUCUCCGAAUACUCAACAUCUGCCUUCUUCGAGUUCCUGGAGGCGCCUUCCAUUCCUUAUCCAUCUCUUCGGCAACUUCAUCUUGAAGGAGUGAGCUUCGUGCCCAAGGCGAAGCGGAUUCCUUCACUGAAACGCUGGAUUUCUAAACGAAAGUCCGGCACAAAAAUCGAGCUGCUCGUCCUCAAAGAAUGCGGCCUCUCGGACAAGGAUAUCGCAUCGCUUCGGAAAGUGGUCACGGUUGUAGGUUGA
This is a messenger RNA of Pleurotus ostreatus (oyster mushroom), 1503 nucleotides long. RefSeq lists its product as uncharacterized. The coding region runs from base 1 to 1503 and encodes 500 amino acids. The transcript has a single exon. The record is from RefSeq and is a predicted model, not a curated record. Gene Ontology annotation, molecular function: protein binding. NCBI's taxonomy places the organism in Eukaryota, Fungi, Basidiomycota, Agaricomycetes, Agaricales, Pleurotaceae.